CCUAGUCGUGCAUGCGAUAAAAACAGAUAGUGGGACGUGUUUUGUGCCGUGAACGCCAUGUAGGCUAUUCGGCGGAAAGGUGAGCACGUUUUCUAUAGGCCCUUAAUUUGCAUAGCUUGCUGGCAGUGUCGCUCUCUUCAACGGGAAAGCUAUUGUGUUCACACUGCAAAACACACUGCCAAAUUGUACUUGCAUGCAUAAACGAGGUCAUGUGUCACAUUAUGUUUGAAGACUGUGUGUCAUAUGACCUGCAACCUGUUGAUUUCAGCAACAAACAUAGCUGUGGGUUGACUGCGUUGCCCGACAGUAUUCCAAUGAUUCUUGUUAGACACAGCAUCACUGCGACCAUCGCCUGUUGAUAGUAGGGUAACCCAGCUUGCUGUGAAAUGAUAACAUUAUUCAGUCAUGUUAAAAAAGAAUCAAAGACUACUGUUCUAAAUCUGUCGUUCAUAUUUUGGUUGAUGCUGUCUGAAGUGCCGGUUGCUCGAGGUGUGUGGCCCUUGCCGCAGAAGAUGAGUCAGUUUGCGGAGCGGUACCCAUUAAAUCCCCAGGCCUUUGCUAUUCUGCACGAAAAUAAUUCGCAGGCGCAGCCGGGAUGCUCAGUUCUUGAUACAGCAUUCAAAAGAUACUUCUCACUCACAUUCCCCGGUUACAGUGGAGGGAAAGAGAGGAGUAGUGACUGUCUGGCAGAAAAUCCUUUCUCUGGAGCGUACACCUAUGCCCUGGUAGUAAGGGUAGAAGAGGAUGACUGUGAUGGCUACCCUAAUGCAGAGUCCGAAGAGAAAUACAACCUGCGAGUGUCUGCAGGGGGUGGGCUGUUGGUGGCCAAGACAGUGUGGGGAGCACUGAGAGGCUUGGAGUCAUUCAGUCAGCUGGUUUACCAAGAUGAACACAACAAUUACUUUAUCAAUAAGACGGAAAUCGAAGACUUCCCACGUUUCCUCCACAGAGGGAUUCUGCUGGACACAUCCCGGCACUUUUUACCUGUGCCAACCAUCCUUAAGACCUUGGAUGCCAUGUCAUACAGCAAGCUCAACGUGUUUCACUGGCACAUCGUGGACGACCCCUCCUUCCCCUAUCAGAGCCGAAGCUUUCCUCACCUCAGCAACCGAGGCGCUUUCCACCCCAGUACCCAUGUGUACAGCCAGACAGACGUGAGGAGGGUCAUCGCUCAUGCCCGGCUGCGUGGUAUCAGAGUCCUGCCUGAAUUUGACACGCCCGGCCACACCCAAUCCUGGGGAAAAGGCCAGCCUAACCUGCUGACACCCUGUUACCAUGGCGGCAAGCCUGACGGGAGGUUGGGCCCAGUCAACCCGGCUGCCGGCACCAGCUACCAGUUCAUGACCCGCUUCCUGAGGGAGAUUCACAGCGUCUUCCCGGAUUCAUACGUUCAUCUUGGAGGGGAUGAGGUGGACUUCAGCUGUUGGAAAUCCAAUCCAGAUGUACAAAUGUUCAUGAGCAAAAUGGGGUUUGGAAGUGACUUCACGAAAUUGGAAGCAUUCUAUAUGGAACGCCUCAUUAACAUCAUCGCUUCUCUGAACAAGACAUCCAUUGUCUGGCAGGAGGUGUUUGACUACCAUGAGAAGCCCAAGUCCCUGUCAGUGGUGGAGGUGUGGAGGGGGGGGUGCUACCUGUGUGAGGUGCGGAAGGUGACCCAAGCGGGCCUUCGGGCCAUCCUGGCCUCGCCAUGGUACCUGGACCAGCCCGGCCCGACCCACGACUGGUCCCGAUACUACAACGUGCGCCCGCUCGCCUUCAUGGGCUCUGUGCAGCAGAAGCAGCUUGUGAUUGGUGGGGAGAUAUGCCUGUGGGGGGAGUACGUGGACGCCACAAACUUGGCACCUAUGCUGUGGCCGAGGGCAAGCGCAGCAGCAGAGAGACUCUGGAGCGAUGAGGAGCAGACCUGCACCGUGUCCGAAGCCUUCCCACGCCUGGCCAAAUUUCGCUGCAGUCUACUGAGGCGUGGGGUCCAGGCAGGCCCUCUGUCAGUGGGCCACUGCCAGCAGGAGUACCAGGAGCUAUAAAGGCGAAAUGAGGAAAGGGCUAAAGAUGGGUCCGUGCGGGACAACAACAGAAUGAGCCUAUUCAUACAAAUCUGUAUGAUUCAAUAUGACUACUUUGGAUGGGUUUUCCUCAAGUCCAAUGGCAGUAUGGAUAUCAUGUGGCCAGGUGAAACCUCUUUACCUCCUCUAUUGGUCGCAGAGCCUUCGCCUGCCUAAAGAUGGUUGCUGCCAUGCAUCACCCCUCUGGGGUUUUUGAGUGUGGUUCCCCAGAUUUCACAAAGGGCUGUGCAGGCCUUGCA
This is a messenger RNA of Conger conger (European conger), 2302 nucleotides long. Its product is annotated as beta-hexosaminidase subunit alpha-like. Lineage: Eukaryota; Metazoa; Chordata; Actinopteri; Anguilliformes; Congridae. The transcript is spliced from 14 exons. Bases 387 to 2024 code for a protein of 545 amino acids. The record is from RefSeq and is a predicted model, not a curated record. Gene Ontology annotation, biological process: carbohydrate metabolic process; ganglioside catabolic process; glycosaminoglycan metabolic process. Gene Ontology annotation, molecular function: beta-N-acetylhexosaminidase activity. Gene Ontology annotation, cellular component: membrane.